ACUCGGAGGUGACAAGCCGUACGGUGGAAUUGUGCGCCGUUUUGCCCCCGAUUGGAGUGCGCUGCGUGUGAUUAUGGCGACGAGCGAUGUUGAAACGAGUCGCUUGUGAGGAGAUUAGUUAGCCCGUGCAGUGAUCUCAGUGCCCGGAAGGGAAAAAAAAAUAAAAGAGGGGAAAAUACGAGUCGAUAGAUUUUUGUUAUAAGUUAUAUAUAUACCAGAUAUAUAUCAUUUAUUUAUAUAUAUUUUUUUCUCCUUUCACGUAUAUAUAUAUAUAUAUAUUGUCGGGCUUCAUUCAGAUACGUUUAUAAAGAGAUAGAUACGUAUAUAUAUAUAUACAUAUUACCUGUGAGUGUGCAGCAGUUUUGACUCUACGGGCAGACGGUGAAAUAAAUACAGGUGAUGACCGCGCCUGAGGAUGGUCGCGAGGUGGGCGAGCGGUGGUGAAGGCCUCCUGCCCGGGCCGCUCUGGCCUCGACCGCCGCCCGCAGGUCCUUCACGCCCACCUGCAGGCUCCUCACGCCCCCCACGCGCAGGUCCCUCACGCCCGCCCGCUCGCCUGCGCCCUCGCCCUCCGCCCGCGUCGCCGCCGGCCGCUCAGGGACUCGGAACAGGAAGGCUCUCAGCUGGUGGUCAGUCCGUGACGUCAUCCGUGACCUGGCCUGUCCUGGGGCAGUCAAGCUGGAGGAGGCGCGUGACCGUUAGGAGGAGGGCGGGCGCGUGCGGGCGGUGAUGGUGGUGACGGGCGUGUACGAGGGGCAGGACGAGCUUCACACGCGAUGGGGUGCACGCCCAGCAUCCACGUGUCCCACAUCUACUGCCACGACAACGAUGAGUCUCCUUCGCAGCACCCAGCGGUCAACCACCAGCCCACGCCGCCCACGCCCGUCGCCAGCAAGCAGCGCUCAGGUCCCUCGGGAUUACCUCUGAAUCUGCAACAGCAACAGAGCCACGGGCGGACAGGUACUCAGGCCUGGGACCGUUACCACCCUGUACAGUCGGAGCAUGGUCACUUGAGAUUAUAUCCGAUGAAGGUUGUUGGGCAGCUGCACAAGGUUUUACUUGUGUUUGGUCGAGAGGACAGCGUGAGCGAGGCUUGGUGGUUGGCAUGUAAGCGUCAAGGACACGAAGUAUCCUUAGCCCGGAACCUUGAGGACGCUCUCAAGGCCUUCCUGGAUCACACUCACGACCUCAUUAUCAUUGACGCCAGAUCUUCCAAGCACAUUAAUGCGGAGAACAUUUGCAAAUCAAUAAGAGCCUCUGAUCACAGCCAGUUUGCCGUUAUUGUUGGUAUUGUUAAGAGAAGGUAUGCAUUGUGUGAGAUUAGUAUCAGUGGAAUUAGGGAAGGGUUUUUUAUGAUUUGAUUUGAUUUUUGUAUAGGUA
This is a messenger RNA of Penaeus indicus, 1380 nucleotides long. RefSeq names its product high affinity cAMP-specific and IBMX-insensitive 3',5'-cyclic phosphodiesterase 8B-like. The coding region runs from base 777 to 1361 and encodes 194 amino acids. The transcript has 6 exons. NCBI's taxonomy places the organism in Eukaryota, Metazoa, Arthropoda, Malacostraca, Decapoda, Penaeidae. The record is from RefSeq and is a predicted model, not a curated record.